Astyanax mexicanus (Mexican tetra) is the source of this 1166-nucleotide messenger RNA. RefSeq lists its product as uncharacterized. Gene Ontology annotation, cellular component: extracellular exosome. The record is from RefSeq and is a predicted model, not a curated record. NCBI's taxonomy places the organism in Eukaryota, Metazoa, Chordata, Actinopteri, Characiformes, Acestrorhamphidae. The coding region runs from base 173 to 628 and encodes 151 amino acids. The transcript is spliced from 4 exons.
AGCCGAGGGAACGGAGAGAAAGCAGAGCGUAGGAGGAGACUGAGAGGGACAAAGGUAGCAUACAUGAGCUAACAGCGCACCUGCCGAGCUCCAGUUACCUCAAAACAAGGAAACGAAGAGAGAGGGAAGCAGCGAGUAAACAGUAGCGGUCUGUCUCUCACAACAUGCAGCCAUGGGAAACGGGAUGACCAAAGCCCUGGAUAAGUGGGGUUUAAAUCCAAGAAAACUCAGUCUGAAGCGGACAUCAAAGAAAGCUCCAUCUACACGUGCACCUGCUCCAUCCCAUCAGAAUGCAGAUGUGCAUAUAUACGACCCUGUGGCAGCUGAUCCUGAGUAUGCUACAGUGAAUAAGAAAAAGAAGACAGAAACAGAUGGCUUACACUACGCCGAGAUCCAGGUACUGCAGUCUGAACAAGCAGCUGAGCCAGACAGGCAGAGGGCGGCUCCGGUCAAUAACUCUACCUCAGAAUAUGCGACCAUAGACUUUCUGAAAAGUGGUUUUAAGACACAGUCGCCAGCCAAACCUGCAGAUAUACUAAUUCCUCCUGGAGAGCUCCUGAGACCGAUAUCUAAGUCGAGGUCUACCCACAAGAAGAGCACUUCUUCACACCGGGCUGUGAUGGUGUGACUGGAACAUGUUUUAAAGAUUUUAUAACCUGUAUGCAUUUUUUUAAUGUUUAAAUUUUUUUACGUUUUUGAAAAUCAGCAAUAUAUUAAUGUCAAAUCCUCAUUAAAUUGUAAUUUACAUGAUUUGUCAUUCCUUUUAACUCAGAAUAGCAUUUGGCUGCCUAAAAAUAAAGGUUGCAACAUGUGAAUCAUUAGAGCAGUGUUUCCCAAUCUUAUUCCUGGGUAUUAGGGCACCCUGCACAUUUUAGUGCUUGUCCUGCUUUAACACCCACUGUACUGCUCCUCUGAAAUCACGUGUGGUGGGAGAAGGGAAAGCAAUAGAUGUGCAGGGCAGGGGGGCCCCAGGACCAGCUUUAGGUAAAACUGCAUUAGAGUAACGCCAUAGCUACCCUUCAGCAAACCUUCACUAAUCGAUCCCACUUUUUCUUUUUUUGGUCAUUUCAUUUCAUACAAUUGUCAGAUGAUAUUAAAUCAUCCACUAUUUCUGCUGUGUCUCACUUUGUGCAAUGUUUACAAUAAAUAAAAGCAUUUGAUGUCUA